Messenger RNA from Alternaria arborescens, 3627 nucleotides. Its product is annotated as putative ABC transporter ATP-binding protein. Lineage: Eukaryota; Fungi; Ascomycota; Dothideomycetes; Pleosporales; Pleosporaceae. Gene Ontology annotation, molecular function: ATP binding; ATP hydrolysis activity. Bases 1 to 3627 code for a protein of 1208 amino acids. The record is from RefSeq and is a predicted model, not a curated record. The transcript has 6 exons.
AUGGAAGCUGAAAUCAGAACUCAAAUCCCUAACAUUGACCCCGUCCUGUCAGAGUACUCAGCGGGGUACCUUACCCAUGCCGCCAACCAGUUCACUUCCGACUCGGACCCCAAUGCCCCCUCACCGCUCGAGGAAGCUGCUGCCACUGUGAGCGCCCUGCUCCUAUCAGCCUCUGGAGAUCUAUCAAGCCAGAAUGAGACGAGUAUCCAAAACCUUGUUGACAAGUUCAUCUCCCGCCUGAAUGCCGCCAAUGGCACCGACGGCGAGCGCCGCCAGAUGGCACCUUCAGCCAAGAAACUCGACCAGGCUAUCCACGUGGGCUCUUCCAGGAACAUCUCCUCCACGCUAGGUCUCGCUGGUGGCGCCGUUGAUCUCGAGUCUGCCAACACACGUAAAGUCGAAUCCAGAGUCGACCGCAAGAAGCUCGAGAAAGCUGAACGUAAACUCCGUGCUAAGCAAGACCGUAAAGAGUUCAAGAAUGUUGAGUAUGAAGCCUCCCGACUUCUCAACGAGCCCAACGAGGCGCAGAGCUAUGAAGAGUUCUACAUGGCCGUCAACCCACUGCAAUUGGGUGACACUGCCUCGAAGAGCAAGGAUAUCAAGAUUGACAGCUUUGAUAUCUCUAUGCCUGGAUUACGUAUCCUUACCGACAGCUCUCUCACGCUCGCAUAUGGCCGUAGAUACGGUCUGGUAGGUCAAAACGGUAUCGGUAAAUCCACUUUGCUUCGCGCCCUUGCUCGCCGUGAGGUCGCUAUCCCUACUCACAUCUCGAUUCUUCAUGUGGAACAGGAGAUUACUGGUGAUGACACUCCGGCGCUGCAAGCUGUCUUGGACGCCGACGUUUGGCGCAAGCAUCUCCUUAGGGAGCAAGAAAAGAUUAGCAAGGAGCUAGCUGAGCUUGAAGAAGAGCGUGCUAAAAUGGCAGAUACUUCUGCAGAUGCCGCCAAGCUCGACACUCAGCGCGAAGGUCUAGAUACUACUUUGAGCGACAUACAUGCCAAGCUCGCAGAAAUGGAAUCAGACAAGGCUGAGUCUCGAGCAGCAAGUAUCCUCGCAGGUCUUGGCUUCUCACAAGAGCGACAGCAAUUCGCGACCAAGACGUUCUCUGGAGGAUGGAGGAUGCGUCUGGCACUUGCACGUGCGCUCUUCUGUGAACCUGAUCUACUAUUGCUCGACGAACCGUCGAACAUGUUGGACGUCCCCUCUAUCACCUUCUUAGCGAACUACCUUCAGGGUUACCCAAGCACCGUACUUGUCGUAUCCCACGACCGAGCCUUCUUGAACGAAGUAGCAACGGAUAUCAUUCAUCAACACUCUGAACGACUCGACUACUACAAGGGUGGUAACUUUGACUCGUUCUACGCGACCAAGGAAGAACGUCGCAAGACAGCGGUUCGCGAGUAUGAAAAACAGAUGGCCGAGCGUGCGCAUUUGCAGGCUUUCAUCGACAAGUUCCGAUAUAACGCCGCCAAGUCUUCUGAGGCCCAAUCUAGGAUCAAAAAGCUGGAGAAGAUGCCUGUUCUUACUCCCCCAGAGGCAGCAUACUCAGUGCACUUUAAGUUCCCAGAAGUGGAGAAGAUGUCGCCUCCUAUCAUUCAGAUGAGCGGCGUCACCUUUGGAUACAGCCCUGACAAGAUUCUGCUGAAAAAUGUGGACCUUGAUGUGCAACUCGACUCCCGUAUUGGUAUUGUGGGACCCAACGGUGCCGGAAAGACAACCGCAUUGAAGCUUCUUAUAGGAGCUCUUCAACCCACCACUGGUAUCAUCUCGCAAAACCCACGAUUGCGCGUAGGAUUCUUCGCGCAACAUCACGUUGACGCACUGGAUCUGAAUGACAGUGCCGUUGGCUUCAUGUCAAAGACGUACCACGGACGAGCAGAUGAAGAGUAUCGUCGUCACCUCGGUGCCUUUGGUAUUACGGGUAUGACAGGUCUGCAGAAGAUGGAGUUACUGUCAGGAGGUCAGAAAUCGCGCGUUGCCUUUGCGUGCCUCGCGUUACAAAACCCGCACAUUCUUGUGCUUGACGAGCCGUCUAACCACUUGGAUAUUGAAGCUAUGGACGCGCUUUCGGAUGCUCUGAACAAGUUCCAGGGUGGUGUACUGAUGGUCAGUCACGACGUUACCAUGUUGCAGAAUCGCGCUUGCCCCUUCGAGCUCAUCAUCCGUCUUGUCCAAUACACAACCACCGGCACCUUGUCGCGCACGCAGAACUCCAGUACAGACGGCUUGUCCGUAGUCACUCAUUUGCAUCCGAAUCCCACCGAUCGCGACUCCUCUCGUCCGCCCUACGCCGUCACCGCGCCCGCCAGCAGCACCGCAGCAUUGACGACAGCCGGCGAAUCACCCUACCCACCUCCCUUCUCCUCCCUCUUCUUCCCGUCCGAGGACGCUGAGGAACGCAGCAAGCCCGGUGAAACCACAGAAGACGAAUCGCCUCCCGCAUUCACAUCUGCGCCUGCCUUUACCGAGUCAUCCUCGUCUGCUGCCACUAAAGCCGCCCUCCCAUCCGACUCCAAAGACGGCUCUAGUAGCAAAGACGUCGACGACGGAGAACCACCGCCGCCCUACAGCGAAGGAUCAAGCCCGCUCGAGUCUUUCACAUACGUAAUGGCAUCCGCAGGAGGUCCCGCGAGUAUCAUUACUCAGGUGUCGCAAACAACAAACGCAGGACCGCCAAUCAACACACUAGGUGGAUCAGAUGAAAACAUUACUUUGGAAUUGAGGGGCACGCGGUUCACUCUGUCGCGAGACGAGCUUUUGACUCUCCCUGAGUUCGUCCUCCUCUCCCUCUUUCCCAAUGGCCUGCUCCCAGAUGGGCACAUGAACUCCUACCACGAUGGAGAUGUAUACCCAGUCGACGUUGGUAACCCCACUUCUUCUUCUUCCCCUUCCAUUCCCUUGGCUCCAGCAGCUAAGAUCCUGUACCACCUUUCCAACCCCGCAUUAUAUUUAUCUGACAAUAUCUAUCCUUCACAGUAUGAUCCAAACUCUUUACAGUACAUGUUGGAGUUCUUCCGCACUGUAGCCCAGACCAUUCCCGCGUCUCCUCCUUCGCCGACCGCUGCCCCCGACCAUGCUGCCGAAGCUGUACCUAUCGAGCCUAUGCAUGGCUCCGCUAGGGACAUGCUACAGGAUCGCGCUGGUAUAAUUGUCCUUCGCGAGGACCUCGACUUCUACGCUAUCCCGCCGCACCGCGAUAUAACUCAGCCUGAGAUGAUUGAAGUUAAGCGAGCUGCAGGUGAGGCACUGCUAAGACAGGAUGGUAUCUUCUCCGGCCUCAGGAAGAGCGAAGAACCAGGAACGACCGAGCAGCACCUCAUCGAGAUGUUGACCGCAGGCGGCUUCAACCACGACGACCGAUGGGGCCAUCGUGCCGGCGAGCCUAACAAAGCCGUCAUUUGCAGCAUCGCCCUUGCACGCCUGAGAACGGACAUUAAGGGUAAUGAUCUUGCUAAUAGCAACGCUGUUGGUAUGGCGCAGAAGCUGCUCCUCUUCUGGAGGAAACCCGCUCGCCGCUGCUGGUGGGAAGGUGUUGAGCUCGACAACGUUAGAGGUGUCGAAGGCAAGCUCAAGGUGUGGAUAAGGAGAGUCUGGACGCUCGAAAUGAGCGUUAUCGGCCUUCGCUAG